This is a messenger RNA of Exophiala aquamarina CBS 119918, 4518 nucleotides long. RefSeq names its product lysophospholipase nte1. Gene Ontology annotation, molecular function: phosphatidylcholine lysophospholipase A1 activity. Bases 1 to 4518 code for a protein of 1505 amino acids. The transcript is spliced from 2 exons. Gene Ontology annotation, biological process: phosphatidylcholine metabolic process. Gene Ontology annotation, cellular component: endoplasmic reticulum. Lineage: Eukaryota; Fungi; Ascomycota; Eurotiomycetes; Chaetothyriales; Herpotrichiellaceae. The record is from RefSeq and is a predicted model, not a curated record.
AUGGAUUCGCUGGGCUCGACAGCGACGGCUUCAAUGGCCGGUGAACUCCUCUCCCUCUCCUCCAGUAUCGCGGCCAUGUCCUCGUCCAUGUCCUCGUCCAUGAACGCAACGGGAGAACAGAUGCAGGCGGGCAACUCAGGAGGCUUUGGAUAUGCUCUCCUCUCGGUCUUGAGCUUCUUGCCGGGUGCUCUUUUAUGGCUGAUCACAUUUGCCACCAUCACGCUGCCGACAUGGUUGUUCACGCUCUUUUCCAUGAGCCUGACCUUCACCAUGAACUUCACCACGUUGCUCUUGAUAGCGCUUGCAAUAGUAUCAACCAUCAGUUGGAUCAUCCGCUACCGUUACCUCAAUGUCUACACCCGUUUACCACAAGAGCCGCAACGGAAGGAGCCGCAGCUGGAUUUGUUUCCAGAUACGCAGGAUGGGGACUCGAAGCCUGGCUUGGCCAACUACCUAGACGAAUUCCUCAGCGCCAUCAAGGUCUUCGGAUACCUUGAACGGCCGGUCUUUCACGAAUUGACGCGAACGAUGCAGACCAAGAAACUCAUUGCCGGCGAAACCUUGUUACUUGAAGAAGAGAAGGGCUUUUGCCUCGUUGUGGACGGGCUUGUUCAAAUUUUUGUCAAGUCUUUGCGGGAAUCAGACGACAGCAAAUUCGCCCGAGUGGAUUUAUUCAACGAGGACGAGGGAUACCAUGAGGGUAACCAGGGCUAUCAGUUGCUGACUGAAGUCAAGAAUGGCGCUUCCAUGUCCUCGCUAUUUUCAAUUCUGUCCCUGUUCACUGAAGAUGUAAAGCUGCGACACGGCGAUUCAGAUACUUCUGAUCCACAAUUUCCUGACCACGUUGCUCAUACCCCUGAGUCAGGUUUUGCAAGCCCAGUAACUCAGCCAUCUACCCCAGCUAUGCCUCUGCCUGACGUUCAGGAAGGUACUGACAAGCCAAGAUUACCCAGAGUUCCCCCACUAGCUUUGGAGCCUGCAUUCGAAGAAAGCAAGUCAAGAUCAAAGCCCAAGAGGUCAGGUUCAGGUCCCUCAGCUCAUCCAGACAUAGUCGCCAGAGCUGUGGUUGAUACGACUGUCGCUAUCAUUCCAGCAAGUGCAUUUCGCCGCCUCACGAGAGUAUACCCCAAAGCUACUGCACAUAUAGUCCAGGUCAUACUUACGAGGUUACAUCGAGUGACAUUAUCCACUGCUCAUCAAUAUCUGGGGCUUACUUCAGAAGUGUUGCAGAUUGAAAAAUCGAUGAACAAGUUCACUAGUUACGAUCUACCAAGUCAUCUUCGUGGGGAUGCAUUAAAUCGAUUGAGAGAUAAAUUUGCGAAGGAAAGGGAUCGCAUUGGACCCGAGGAAGGGACAAAAGGAAUUGCUUUGCAUAACCCAACUGCUCUCCACCGUCAUAGGUCUUCGAGUGGCCUUCGCAGGGAGGCAGCCACAACUGCUAGACUAGCUGCCAUGAGAGGGGCCCAACAGUCUGGGCUACAAAAGCAAGCGGAACCCUUGCCGAAGAUUAAUACCACGAACGUCACCUCUGGGGAUCUUCACGCACCAUCCAAGCUUUCCCAGCGACCUGCCAGUCUUCACCUGAAGAAUUCGGCGAAUUGGUACAACCUGAGCAUGUCUCCAGAAGUCUCGAGUCUGGGUCUUGGCAGUCCAAUGGCAGUACGGGAACAACCCUUGUUUCGUCCGUCCUUCGAGAACAAUGUCCCCCAUAGGCAAGAUUCUCUCAACGAAGACAGUCUAUUUAGAGAAUCUGUGCUGGCGUGCAUGGCGAAAGCUCUUGGCCUCAGUGAGGAUGGUAAUCAACCGCUGAAGCGCGUAGGGACGUCAGUAGAGCAGUCCCCCAGGCUUGUGUCCUAUGACUCUAAGCGCCAGACUGCGAUAUUCAACAAUGCCUUUGGUUUCAUUGACCCAUAUGAUGAUUCCGUCGAUGGCGACUCUGAAUCAAUAUCAACCUCGGUUGCAAGCAUAGGCCCUGGGAGAACCCUGAAUGAAGAAUUAAUCGAUGAUGUCGAAAUAGUUUUCUUCCCAAAAGGCUCUGUCUUGGUCGAGCAGGGCGAGAGAAAUCCUGGUCUAUACUAUGUGAUCGAUGGUUUCUUGGACGUGAGUAUUCCCGUCGAGGAAAAGGAGGACAAGAAUCUACACCUGCAUUCAAACUCUCGCGGAGGAUCUCGUGAUGAGAGCUUCCCUCGACUUCGAAGAAAUAAGACAGCCUCUUCGCGUACCUCAUCAGUACCUGGCCAACCUAAAGAAAGUAAACGAGUGAUCAGUAAAUCAUUGUUUCUGGUGAAACCCGGAGGCGUUGCCGGUUACAUAGGCACACUGUCCUCGUACAGAUCCUUCACAGACGUUACAGCGAAAACAGAUGUAUACGUCGGCUUUCUUCCUCGGUCUGCACUAGAGAGAGUGGCCGAAAAGUACCCUGUCGUUCUUCUCACGAUGGCGAAACGACUGACAAGUCUAUUGCCGCGCUUGAUACUCCAUAUCGACUUUGCUUUGGAGUGGUUACAGGUUAAUGCGGGUCAGGUCAUCCACCAUCAAGGUGAUGAAAGUGACGCUAUUUACAUUGUUCUGAACGGCCGACUUCGAGCUGUCCGUGAGCUCGAGGGAGGAACGAUGCGUGUAACUGGAGAAUAUGGUCAAGGCGAAAGCAUUGGCGAGCUAGAGGUGAUGACCGAUGGAUUAAGGCCUGCUACCCUCCACGCUAUCCGAGAUACCGAAAUGGCCAAGUUCCCAAGAACUCUCUUCAACAGUUUGGCUCAGGAACAUCCGACCAUCACGAUUCAGAUCUCAAAGCUGAUAGCUCAAAGAAUGCACACGUUGGUAGAAGCACCAUUUGCGAACCCCGGCCUCGGUAGAAAAUCAGCAGCAUUAUCCGACUCCAGCACCUCCACGUUGAAUUUGCGGACGGUAGCGAUUUUACCAAUCACUGUCGGAGUUCCCGUGGUGGAGUUCAGCAAUCGACUUACAGCAGCCUUAAGCCAAAUCGGUGUGCCCAACAGUGUUUCACUUCUGAAUCAAGCAAUCAUCCUGAAUCACCUUGGUCGACACGCUUUCAGCCGGAUGGGACGGUUGAAACUAUCUCAGUACCUCGCAGAUCUUGAAGAAAAGUAUGGCAUGCUCCUCUAUGUCGCCGAUACCAAUGUCAAUGCUCCUUGGACACAGACGUGUAUUGCACAAGCAGAUUGCAUACUUCUAGUAGGGCUUGCUGAGAGCUCACCCAAUAUUGGAGAAUACGAGAGAUUCCUUCUCGGCAUGAAGAGCACUGCGCGGAAAGACUUGGUGCUUCUUCAUCCAGAUCGGUUUCCCCAACCAGGACUUACCAGAAAAUGGUUGCGUAACAGGGUGUGGAUAAAUGGAGGUCAUCAUCAUAUUCAGAUGGCGUUCAGGAUUAGUUCUGAAGCCACGCCUCAUGCGCAACCUCGGCGACUAGGUAUUGCUAUAAAGCAUCGUGUACAGGUUCUUCAAGCGGAGAUCCAAAAAUACACUUCUCGACGAGUGCGCCCAGCACCACUGUACUCAGCUGACUCGCCUUUCAAAGGAGAUCUCCAUCGUCUCGCAAGGCGAUUAUGUGGCAAGUCGGUAGGUCUUGUCCUUGGUGGUGGUGGUGCUCGUGGAAUUGCCCAUGUUGGUGUUAUUCGUGCCCUCGAAGAGGCAGGUAUUCCAAUCGAUGUGGUUGGUGGGACUUCGAUUGGUGCAUUCAUUGGUGCUCUUUAUGCCCGCGAUGCGGAUGUUGUACCAAUGUAUGGGCGAGCGAAGAAGUUUGCUGGUCGCAUGGGCAGUAUGUGGAGGUUUGCACUGGAUCUCACAUACCCAUCUGCGUCCUACACGACUGGCCACGAAUUUAAUCGCGGCAUCUUCAAGUCUUUUGGUGACGGUCAGAUUGAAGACUUUUGGCUAUCCUUUUAUUGCAAUACUACUAACAUCAGCAAGUCUCGUGCUGAAAUCCAUACCUCAGGUUAUGCAUGGCGGUACGUCAGAGCAAGCAUGUCUCUCGCAGGCCUGAUACCGCCUAUUUGUGACGAGGGAUCCAUGUUACUGGAUGGAGGUUACAUUGACAACCUUACGGUCGCGCAUAUGAAAAGCCUUGGUACCGACCUUGUCUUUGCUGUUGAUGUGGGAAGUCUCGAUGACGAUACACCUCAACAGUACGGGGAUACGCUUUCUGGAUUCUGGGCCCUGCUGAACCGCUGGAAUCCUUUCUCCUCAAUUCCCAACCCUCCUUCACUAUCUGACAUUCAAGCUCGCCUUGCCUACGUUAGUUCCGUCGAUGCACUGGAACGGGCAAAGAACACUCCUGGUUGUCUUUACAUGCGACCACCAAUUGAUGCGUACGGCACGCUGGAUUUCGCAAAGUUUGACGAGAUCUACGAAGUUGGCUAUGCUUACGCGAAGGAGUUCCUGGCAAGGCUGAAGAGUGAGGGCGAGUUCAAGGGUGUCAUUGAUGCCUGGGGCGGUGGUAGUGAUGCCGAGGGAAAGAAAUUACUCCGAGCCAUGGCACCCAGAAGAGCAAGCAUCUGA